Lymnaea stagnalis (great pond snail) is the source of this 8607-nucleotide messenger RNA. NCBI's taxonomy places the organism in Eukaryota, Metazoa, Mollusca, Gastropoda, Lymnaeidae. The record is from the annotation of a GenBank genome assembly.
GUCCAUAUCAAAAUUAGGUUAUCACCGAUCAACAAUUAUGAAGUCUGGUAAAUUUUGUUCACUAUUAGCUAUAGUGUAUAGCUAUAACUUUGGGGUCUACUUUCAGAGAGUUGAUGGGACAUCGUAAGAUUUAGACCUCCUGAAUUAGACAUUAGUAUUUGUUGUCAGUGCCAGCCGUAGCAUGACGGCAUGAAGCUCACUUUAAAUGACAUCUUUUUCAAAAUAAGAAAAUGGACAUUGUUGAAUUUUAGUAUCAUACCGAGUACGGUAUAAAUUAACGGUGCUCAAACUCGAUCGACGCCCUAAGGCGACGUCCAGCCUUUCAACGCUACUGCCUCAUUCAUAUAUCAUUUAGAUUGUUUUCUCUUUUUUUACAAUUAAAUGUACGUCCUGAAUUUACUGUUGUAGCAGUAGUUUCUUUACGUCACUUUGCUCCAUUUUAAAGGCAUUGUGGGAACCUAAGUAGACAUACCAUUCUGUGCCAGAGUUCAAAUAAUUUCGAAUGGAGCCUGCCAUUAUCGUUCAUGGUGGGGCUUGGGCUAUCCCCGACGAGGCAAGACAGAGGAGUUUGCAUGGUGUCAAAGAUGCUGUGCUAAAAGGUUUUAAUGUACUGAGGGAUGGAGGCAGUGCUGUGGAUGCUGUGGUGGCAGCUGUGUCGGUGAUGGAGGACGACCCUAUCUUUGAUGCUGGUACGUCUUUUGUACACGGUUAUCUUUCAUUAUUAAGUUAUGCCAUGCAAUUUACUGAUUUAUCAAAACACGACUUACCUACUCCUACUUUUUUUUUUUUUUUUACUUUCACUUCCAACACAUAAAUAUUUAUAUUUGACUACGUGUACUUCCAAUUUGAAAUUUUGUGUUUGAAUCAAGCACCUAACUAAGUUGCAACCAGUGGCAUAGCUACAACCAGUGGCAUAGCUACAACCAGUGGCACAGCUACAACCAGUGGCACAGCUACAACCAGUGGCAUAGCUGCAACCAGUGGCAUAGCUGCAACCAUUGGCAUAGCUACAACCAGUGGCAUAGCUGCAACCAUUGGCAUAGCUGCAACCAGUGGCAUAGCUACAACCAGUGGCAUAGCUGCAACCAUUGGCAUAGCUACAGCCAUUGGCAUAGCUGCAACCAGUGGCAUAGCUACAACCAGUGGCAUAGCUGCAACCAGUGGCAUAGCUGCAACCAGUGGCACAGCUGCAACCAGUGGCACAGCUGCAACCAGUGGCAUAGCUACAACCAGUGGCAUAGCUACACUUAUGAACAGUGAAGUAGAGACAGAGAGCAAACGUGUAGCAAGCUAUAACUUAUAAGUACAAGUGAAAUUAUGUCAUUUUGUAAUAUCAUGAUAAAGAUUAAGUAAGUGUUCAUCCCCCACCCCCCACAAUGAAUCAAUAAAUCCUACCUCCCCUUUUAUCCUUGCAUGCUAACAGGUCAUGGGGCAGUACUUAACAUGAAAGGUGAAGUGGAGCUAGACGCCAUUGUUAUAGAUGGGAACAACUUAAAUUCAGGUGCUGUAGCUGCUGUACAAGAUAUUGCUAACCCGGUACAGUUGGCAAAACUGGUUAUGGACAAGGUCAGAUAAACCCUUGAACUGUACUAAGUUGUACCGGUACAUAAAUGUUGGUUAUGUAGACAUCCAUAAUUGAUGUCACACUAUGUUUUACUUCUUUUUUUAACACCCCCCCCCCCCCCACACCCAAAGCCAGUCAUUCAAAAUUGUUAGCACAAUGAGAUAAUUCAUGGACAUCUCCCUCCUCCCCUUUUUAAAUGUGUGAUGUCAUUUACUGAUGGCCUGUCUCAUAAGUAACACAUAUCAAAUAAAAAGCUAAAUGUAAACUUUGCAACUAUUAUAAUUUAAAUUAUAAUACAGGCAAGACUGUGAAAAUGGACACUAAUUAAUUCAGAUGAAGCAAUUUGAAAAUUUAAAUUUUUAGUUUUAAAACAUUCUCACCUGCCUAACUUCUUAAUUCUUUUGAAAUUUUUUAAUUGGAAAAGUAUGAGUACAAUUGUAGAAUCUGGUAUCUUAAUAAGAAAUGAUUUAUUUGAAUUGUAUGGGUACAAUAUGAUGUCUUAAGAGAUGUUUAAUUUGAAAGAUGCAAUUUAACGUCAUAUAAUUAAUAUAACACAGUAGGGAUAUAUCCCUGAUUAAACGAUUAUUUUAACACUGUUGUGAUAUGUCCCUGAUUAAACGAUUAUUUUAACACUUGCGAUAUGUCCCUGAUUAAAUGAUGAUUUAACACUGUUGGGAUAUGUCCAUGAUUAAAAUAUUAUUUUAACACUGCUGGGAUAUGUCCCUGAUUAAAUGAGGAUUUUAACACUGCUGGGAUAUGACCCUGAUUAACUGAACAAUACCACUACCAGUACUGUACAUUCCCAGUAGAGUCACUGCAGAUUGAUUUUGUAUAUACUAUUGCUUGUCUUAAAUUUAAAUUAUUUCCUGAACCCCUCCAACAGACAGACCACUGUUUACUUGUGGGACAAGGUGCUAAUGACUUUGCUAGAGAACAGAACAUUCCCAGGUUGUCUAAAUAUGAGCUGGUCACCGAAGGAGCCAAAGCCGAGUGGGAGAGAUAUAUGCAAUAUUCUACGACUGUUAAAUCCUUAUUUUCUGCAAGGUCAUUCUGCAACUCUAUUCAUUUCAUUGGAUGUGGCACUAUCCAGUUUAAGUUUUACAGCAAAAUGCUGCUCACAAAAGUUUAUCUAAACAAUAUUUUAGAAUACCCGUACAUCUCAAGCUUCUUUAUUGAAUAAUAUUAUUUAUUAUAAUUAUAGUUAGAGCAUUUUAAAUUGAAAAUUGAGAAAAAAUACCUACAACCCUCUUAGAGAUCCAAUUAAACUAGUAAUCAGUUGCUAUUUUUCAGAGACCUAGUCCCAAAACGUAGUGGAUGUGAUACAGUAGGAGCUGUUGCACUAGACACUCAAGGCAAUUUAGCCAGUGCCACAUCGACUGGUGGAAUAACAGCCAAAAGACCAGGCAGGGUUGGUGAUACUCCAAUUAUCGGUCAGUCCAAAUAUUACCAUAGCGAGAUGUUGAUCAUUUGUUUUGUUGUUAUGAAUUUUAGAGUGAACCUUUGUGAUACCGGUACUCUGGGAAUAAACAGAUACCAUACUCUGGGAAUAAAAAACAGUUUCAAUACUUUUAGACUUAUACAUUUCUCAGAUUCAUUGACGGUUAAUAUUUAAAUUUUAAGUUAAAUUUAGCUUCUGAUAUUUAUUGAAAAACAGAGGUGAGGCCCUAACACUGACAUUGGAAAGAUAAUGUGUAUGGUGUAUUAUAAAUUAUACAGGAAACAUAGGUGCCACUAGAAUCAGAUCUAUGAUCACCAACCCUAUCACCAACCCAAAAAUGUGUUAAAUUACUUGAAUGGACCUUUGACAUGUGGCAAAUUUGGUAUCACAUAGCCAUGAACAAAUGCAGGAGAGAACAACAAAACUUGACUUAAGAAUAAAUGCAGUGGAUAGUAAUAGUGGAGUCAUUGGGAUUAACUUGAGAGGAGCCUCUCUUGAAGAAAUUGAGACCUUUACAUACCUUGAAGCAUCAUAAAUAAAAAUGGUGGCACAGAUGAGGACAUAAAGUCUAGGGUCCAAAAGGCCUGAGGAGCAUUCAAUGCCCUGCUAAACACCUGGAACUCAAGUGAAAUACUGACAAAAACAAAGUUAAAAAUAUUCAACUCAAAUGUCAAGGCACUUCUUCUGUAUGGCUGUGAGACUUGGAGAACAGUAAAAUCAAACAUUAAAAAUCUGUUUUAUAAACAGAUGCUUCCUCAGAAUAAGAUGGUUUGACAAAAUUUGUAACACUGUCCUUUAGGAGAGAACAUCAAGUAUUCCGGUGGAAACGGAGAUAGAAAUGAGAAAAUGGAGAUGGAUAGUGCACACAUUAAGGAAACCAAACACUAACAUCACAAGACAGGCCCUGAAUUGGAAUCCUCAAGGUGCCAGGAAAAGAGGAAGACCAAGAACCACAUGGAAGAUGGGAGUAGAGACAGAGGUGAAGAGAAUGAAGAAAAGCUGGGCUCAACUAGCAAAGAUAGCCCAGGAGAGGGACAGAUGGAAAAGUAUUGUGGAUGGCCUAUGCUCUAUUGGGCUGAACUAGCAAAGAUAGCUCAGGACAGGGACAGAGGAAAAAGUAUUGUGGAUGGCCUAUGCUCUAUUGGGCUGAACUAGCAAAGAUAGCUCAGGACAGGGACAGAGGAAAAAGUAUUGUGGAUGGCCUAUGCUCUAUUGGGCUGAACUAGCAAAGAUAGCUCAGGACAGGGACAGAGGAAAAAGUAUUGUGGAUGGCCUAUGCUCUAUUGGGCUGAACUAGCAAAGAUAGCUCAGGACAGGGACAGAGGAAAAAGUAUUGUGGAUGGCCUAUGCUCUAUUGGGCUGAACUAGCAAAGAUAGCUCAGGACAGGGACAGAGGAAAAAGUAUUGUGGAUGGCCUAUGCUCUAUUGGGCUGAACUAGCAAAGAUAGCUCAGGACAGGGACAGAGGAAAAAGUAUUGUGGAUGGCCUAUGCUCUAUUGGGCUGAACUAGCAAAGAUAGCUCAGGACAGGGACAGAGGAAAAAGUAUUGUGGAUGGCCUAUGCUCUAUUGGGCUGAACUAGCAAAGAUAGCUCAGGACAGGGACAGAGGAAAAAGUAUUGUGGAUGGCCUAUGCUCUAUUGGGCUGAACUAGCAAAGAUAGCUCAGGACAGGGACAGAGGAAAAAGUAUUGUGGAUGGCCUAUGCUCUAUUGGGCUGAACUAGCAAAGAUAGCUCAGGACAGGGACAGAGGAAAAAGUAUUGUGGAUGGCCUAUGCUCUAUUGGGCUGAACUAGCAAAGAUAGCUCAGGACAGGGACAGAGGAAAAAGUAUUGUGGAUGGCCUAUGCUCUAUUGGGCUGAACUAGCAAAGAUAGCUCAGGACAGGGACAGAGGAAAAAGUAUUGUGGAUGGCCUAUGCUCUAUUGGGCUGAACUAGCAAAGAUAGCUCAGGACAGGGACAGAGGAAAAAGUAUUGUGGAUGGCCUAUGCUCUAUUGGGCUGAACUAGCAAAGAUAGCUCAGGACAGGGACAGAGGAAAAAGUAUUGUGGAUGGCCUAUGCUCUAUUGGGCUGAACUAGCAAAGAUAGCUCAGGACAGGGACAGAGGAAAAAGUAUUGUGGAUGGCCUAUGCUCUAUUGGGAGUGAGAGUGAGAAUGGCUAAGACUAAGAAGAAGAAAAUAUAAUUAAACGUAAUUUCUUCAUUUAAAAAAUCAUAUGGCAGUACCAGUACUAACGCUGGUAUUUAUGAGUAUGAGUUGAACAUAUUUAAUCCCAGUAGGAAAUAGUCUUCGUAAAUGAUCACAUAACCGGGUUGGGUUAUUGUUAGUUACUGUUAAAUGUAAUAUACCGGUACUACAAUCGGGUUAGGGUAUUAAUAGCCAGAAUAGUAAUAGUCUAUGUAAAUUCUAUUUUGAAAUAGUAAUUUCCCCAAAAUAAUCUCAAUAACUUAUGAUUUUUUCAAAAACAUUUGCUGAAGUGUGAAAUGAAUUGAUCAAUAUUUGUUGAACACACAUCUUAACUACCGGUAAUCUAGGAGCUGGAGCCUUUGCUGACAACACAAUUGGUGCUGCUUCCUCUACUGGUCAUGGAGAGUCUAUUAUGAAGAUCAGUUUAACAAGGAAAGUUGCGGAACUAAUGGACAGAGGUUUGUAAACACAAGUUUUAAACUACCGGUAUUUAAACUGAAGAGGUAAUUUUUCUCAACUGUGUUUUUGUACUUUUCUGUAGGUUGUUUGUAUUAAUUGUAGCUACGCGGAUAUGUUCAUUAUCUUAAUGUAUUUGCUCUUUAUCAACUUAAUACCUGCACCCUUAUCAUUACAUUAUCAGUUUUAGUACCGUACCCAGUGUUUUUAAAUUGAAAAAAGGUAUGUUGUAUGUGUAUAUACCGUAUAUAUUAAAUUGGUGCAACUGCAACUAAAUCUUGUUUUGCUACUCAAUUAUCAUUUAGUCAAUACUUGAGUGGGUUUUAUUUAAAACUGACAGCAUCUGUACCAGUUCACCAUACUGUUUGACAACUUUAUUUAGAAAUAUAUCCCGUUCAUGGACUAACACUUGAUAAAAUAGAACAUUUUAAUUUAAUGACAUUUUAUGAUGCAAGAAAAUUAACAUCAGGUAUGAUACUAGGUAGUAAUAUAUCAUAUAAUUUCUUUUUUUAUCCACAGUGCUGACAUCUAAAAAAAUAUGUAUACAAUUUAGGAUCAUUUAUGAAAUCAAACAGUUAGGACUAUAUCUCUAGCUUUAAAAUCAAAUAGCUGUCUUGCAUAGAGUAGAAAUAGAAAUCAAAUCAUACAUUUUUUUUAAAAUUUGAGUCUCAUGCUAUCUCAUAAUUAACACUGAAAAUGGUAGAAAAAGCAAAAUGGUUGAAUGCGUGUUUUUCAGGUGCCACAGCUCAACAGGCAGCUCAAACAGCUUUAGAACUCAUGUCAACAAGGGUGAGGGGUGCUGGUGGCGUUAUAGUCAUUAGCAAGGAUGGCGAGGUGGCCCAUCAUUUUACCACAAGCAGAAUGGCCUGGGCUCAUAUUACAAAAGGAAAUUUGGUCUAUGGGAUAGACCCAGGCGUAGAGUUGACAGAUGGUUUAUGAAAUACAUUGAAAUGUCAUGUCAGUGAAUGCAAUUGUUUGGAGAAUUAUUAUACCUGGUACGUAAAAAUGUGUACCAGUUAUAUGCUUAUUUUGAUUAAAGCUUGUAUUUGUAUGGACUUAACCUGUUUUUGUAAAUUAAAUACCAGCAUUGGAUAUGUACUGUAAUAUUAAUAAUACACCCUGACUUAACCAGUUUUUGUAAAUUAAAUAUAGGAUAUGUACUGUAAUAAACCCUAUUUUGCCAACAAUAAUAUUACAAUAGUGAGGUUCAACCGUAGCUUUAAAAAUUAAGGUACUGGUAAUUAAGUAAAAUAAAACAAAGUGAAUUGUCAACUUCUUUAUGGUGGAUUUGACUGAUUAAGAACGCAAGCAUUUGAAACUCAGUACAGUCUUUCAUUUUAAAACCAUUUAUUAGACUAGAGGGAACACUUCUGAAUGCAAAUAUUUUACAUUUAGGAUGUAUGGUAAAUAAACAUGUUUUUGAUAGCUGAUCAGCCUUUUUGUUGUUCUACAGUGUUUCUCACCCUUUUUUAUGUAUGUGCCCCAUUUUGACAUUUUAUUUAGUAGUUACAUGUCUUCCCUUUUUUAAAUAUUAAAAAACUUUCUUUAAAAAAAAAAAAGCAAUGGACCACAUGUGAUUUGGCCAUUGAUGUUGUACUUGUAUGUACUUUAUGGGACAUGAGUUAUACAAAGUAAGGUUAAUCCUGAAAAAAAGAAAGGCAACAGUACAACGAACAUGUUGGCAGGAAGCCUUCGUCAGCGAACAAAUAACAGAAAACAGUAAAAUUUAAAAUAUAUAUAUAAAAAUAUAGCACUUAGCUAUUGCCUUAAGCCUUUCAACCCCCAGUGCAUGAUUCCCUCACAAAGUAGCACAUACAAUCGGUGAAAUACCCUCAAUCAAAACCAGGCACAGAAACAUUGCAAUUCCCCUCUACAUGCUUAGGAGCCAAAAUGAUAAAUAAAUUGAUCGUGGGCCCUUAAUAUAUAGAAGAAGAAAUUGUGUCUGAGAGGGCUUCCUGCCGACACGUUCGUUGUUUUGUUGCGUUCCUUUUUUUCAGAUUUAACCUUACUUUGUUUCACUCAAUUCCUAUUUUGUUAACCUGAUUGCAGUCCCUCCCCUUAUUACUCAUUUAUAUGUACUUUAUAAUGGUAUUAAAAACCAAAAUACAACAAUAGAUGGAACCCGGUUGCAUUAAGUAAGAAGAAAAUAAGUGAAAAAAAGUACUGAUGUUGGAAAAGGGAAGCAACUUAACAAUGAAUGUGUUGGCAACAAGCCUUCUUCAGGGAAAAAGCAAUACCGGUAGUAAAACCAAUAAAAAUAUUAAUUUAAACCCAAAGCUGUAAUGUAUUAACAGCAAGGACAGCAACUGGCAUCCCUCUUGUGGCAUUCCUCUAGGAUACUACAUUACAGCGCCUUGCCAACAAGUUUAUUGUUUUGUUGCUGCCUUUUAUUUUGAUCAGGUUUUCCAAUACUUUGUUUCCCUUAUUUCCAUCUACUUUGUUAUACACAAUGGAGAAACCUCAUAAUUAACUCGUAUGACUUAAGCUUGUUUAAAGGCAAAAUAUUGAGGAGUCUUGCUUGAAUGAAAGAUAGCAAUUGUUAUUUUGUACAUGGGGACAAGUACCCAAGCAUCUCUUUCUUAAUUACAGUUUGAUACCAUUGUGAUAUGCCAUAACUGAGCAGCAGACGUAAUGAAAUUUGUGAUAAAUUGAGCAACAUGUUGUGCUUAAAAAGUUAAAGGAUAAAGUGAAUUAACAAAUAUGCAUAACAUUAAAAUUCAACAAAGAAUUACUGCUUCAAUUUUUUUUAAUUUUUUUUUUAAUACAAGUCCUGGAGUGAAAGUGAACAUUAUAUUUACCGGUACCAGGAUUUAAUAUAUUUUAAUAUCCUAUAUAAACAAAGGUUGGCAAAUUAAUUUUAAUGUAUUUUAUUCUACAUGCAGUUAAAAUUUAAAAUUGAUUUUUUUUUAAAAAUCCACCAUCUUUGCAAAUGUUUUUUUUUUGUUGACACACACAGAAUCAGC